Messenger RNA from Anopheles nili, 322 nucleotides. RefSeq lists its product as uncharacterized. The transcript has a single exon. Gene Ontology annotation, cellular component: mitochondrion. The record is from RefSeq and is a predicted model, not a curated record. The coding region runs from base 125 to 322 and encodes 65 amino acids. Gene Ontology annotation, biological process: mitochondrial respiratory chain complex I assembly. Lineage: Eukaryota; Metazoa; Arthropoda; Insecta; Diptera; Culicidae.
AUACGACGCAUUCCUCGCCGAUCCAGAACCGAGCGCGUUACCUCCCCGCGAGAUACGUUCUAUACGGAUUGGACCUAAGUAAUUGUCCAGUAGAGUGGCGUUGUGAAAGUUGCACGAUUUUGCCAUGGAAUCCGUGAAACGAGCCAACCAAAGACUUCGCAGCUAUCCAUUGUUGAUAGCCCAGUGCUCAGUUGCGGCCGCCGCCUAUGCUGCUUGUGUGACAACCGAUUUGAACGUAGCUCAUCGCACUUGUGAUAAAGAGUUUCACAACUUCAAAGAGUGCAUGCAAAAAGCCGCUAUCGAAAGAAAAACAAAAUUAUAA